AUGGUCAUGGCUUCUUCUUCCCGGAUCUGCCUGUCAGUUCCAAACAUGGUAGCUCAAAGAGCAUUAUACAGCGGAGCGGCUGCGAAGCCUGACAUGAUCCGCUUCCGCUCCCCAGUCAUGAGCAACAGAAAAGCUCCUCUUGCUCGCUAUGGUGGUCGCCACAAUGUCGCUGUUCUUCCUGGAGAUGGUAUUGGACCUGAGAUGUUCGCUCAUGUUGAAAACAUUUUCCGUGUAGCUCAGGUUCCCGUUGACUUCGAAAUUGUGAACCUUACUUCGAAGGACACUUCCGAAGAAGAACUCAAUCAAGCCAUCACUAUUAUUAAAAGAAAUGGAGUAGCUCUUAAGGGAAAUAUUGAGAACAAGUUUGAUGACCCACAGUUCAAGUCUUGCAACAUGGAGCUUCGUAGAAGUCUUGACUUAUUCGCCAAUGUCCUCCACUGUGCCACCAUUCCAACUAUCCCAAGUCGUCAUAAGGAUAUUGAUAUGAUCAUCAUUAGAGAAAACACCGAAGGAGAAUACUCAGGUCUUGAGCACACUGCUACUCCAGGAGUUGUUGAAAGCUUGAAGAUUGUCACUCAGCAGAAGAUUGAGAGAAUCUCUCGAUUUGCUUUCCAAUAUGCGGUUCGUUAUGGAAGAAAGAAAGUAACAGCCGUCCAUAAGGCUAACAUUCAAAAACUUGGAGAUGGAUUGUUCCUCAAGGUCUGCAAAGAUAUUGCUGCUAACGAUUAUCCAGAAAUCAAGUUCGAAUCAAUGAUCGUAGAUAAUGCUUCUAUGCAACUCGUUUCUCGUCCUCAACAAUUCGACAUUAUGUUGAUGCCUAACUUGUACGGAAAUAUUAUCUCCAACAUUGCUUGUGGACUCGUCGGAGGUCCAGGAUUGGUUUCUGGCAUGAACUUCGGUCAAGAUUUCGCUGUUUUUGAAACUGGUACCCGUAACACUGGUACUGCUUUGGCUGGAAAAAAUAUUGCUAAUCCAACAGCGUUUAUCAGAGCUGCCGUCGAUAUGCUCAGAUACCUUGGAUUAGACGAACACGCUAACUUGAUCUCUGACGGUUUGUUCCAUGCCCUCGUUGAGCGAAGAAUUCACACUCGUGAUAUCGGAGGUGAAGCUAUGGCAACUGAGCUCGUUAAUGCACUUUUGGAGUUCGCCCAAGAAGAAAUCGAAAAGAAGAAAUGGCAUGUUUAA
Messenger RNA from Auanema sp. JU1783, 1185 nucleotides. Lineage: Eukaryota; Metazoa; Nematoda; Chromadorea; Rhabditida; Rhabditidae. The record is from the annotation of a GenBank genome assembly.